Messenger RNA from Gamsiella multidivaricata, 776 nucleotides. RefSeq names its product ACT domain-containing protein. Gene Ontology annotation, cellular component: cytosol. The transcript has a single exon. Lineage: Eukaryota; Fungi; Mortierellomycota; Mortierellomycetes; Mortierellales; Mortierellaceae. Gene Ontology annotation, biological process: cellular response to L-arginine; regulation of intracellular signal transduction. The record is from RefSeq and is a predicted model, not a curated record. The coding region runs from base 287 to 712 and encodes 141 amino acids.
CCAUCUGGAGGUGUACCUUCGCAAGGUCGAGACACUAGCCUAAAAAGAUAGUUCUUUGUCUUGUUGCGCAGACUAGAGGGGAUGGAAUGUCGACUUGUCCACCGCCAGAAAAUAAGGUUACCUUUCAGUUGCCCUCAACCCUCUUUUUUUCUGCGUACCUCCUCCUCCAUGGUAAUCGAUUCUUUCUCGCUCAUUCCAUUCUCUUGAUCCUUUUCUCUUAUAAAACGGAACUUCUCUCUCUUCUCGUUCCUCUCACUUUCAAAUAAACAUCAUCAUUACUGCAACAAUGGCUAUGAAACUCGAGCUCGAACUGGAUCCGCUCGACUAUACGAUCCAUCGUCUUCCUCCCACGACCCCGGCCUCGAUCUACCUGCCCCUGGUCGACAAUCAGGCCUGGUACAGUAUCACCAAGACCUCUGAAGAGAUCUCCCUCGUCAUCUCCCACGCAUACCCCAGUACCAAGGAGAACCAACUGGUCCCCAACGACGAGCACAAGAUCUCGCCAGGUUGGCGUUGCUUCAAGGUCAAGGGUCCUCUCGAUUUCAGUUAUGUCGGUAUCAUGGCCAAUCUCUCUGGUGCACUCGCAGACAAUAGGAUCUCGGUGUUUGUGGUCAGUACAUAUGAUACUGAUUAUAUCCUAGUCAAAGAGGACAAGGCUAUGGACGCCAAGGAAGUGUUUGAGAGCAUUGGACAUUCCGUUGACGUCCUCUAAUUGCAAAGGACAUUCUCAAGACAUUAAAAAAGAAUUAUUUUUAAGAGCGUUCAUGUUUGUAAUA